Molecule: messenger RNA, 1666 nt
Organism: Colletotrichum acutatum
Lineage: Eukaryota; Fungi; Ascomycota; Sordariomycetes; Glomerellales; Glomerellaceae
Product: dihydrouridine synthase
Exons: 2
Coding region: 239-1513 (424 amino acids)
Biological process (GO): tRNA dihydrouridine synthesis
Cellular component (GO): cytoplasm
Molecular function (GO): flavin adenine dinucleotide binding; tRNA dihydrouridine synthase activity
Source: RefSeq, a predicted model, not a curated record
GGAGUUCGUGGCAUCUAAAUACUUUGUGGUUGGUAGGUUCCUCGAUUGGUGACCCUCAUUGCUUGUUCAGUCGAACGCCACACCCCGAUAAUUGCUUAUCGAUAAGAUACCGUGACACUUUUCUCCGUUAUGCACUCUAGCCCGUCAGGGCAUCGCCGAAGGAGUCAACCAUCGGAUUGCGCCGACCAUUCCCAUUUCUUUUAUUCAAGGCCAUGUAGCUUGACUUUUCCUUCUGGCCAUGUCCCUUCGCACGCUGCUCAAGACAAUGGGUUCAGAAAUCAAGAAAGUCCCGAUCCCUCGUCGGGGGGUAGACUAUAGGGGCAAGCUCGUUCUUGCGCCCAUGGUCCGCUCUGGCGAACUUCCCUCUCGCCUCCUGGCUUUACACUAUGGCGCCGACUUGGUCUGGGGCCCUGAGACCGUCGACAAGGCCAUGAUCGGCACGACGCGCACAGUGAACCCCGUUACCAACACGAUAGAUUUCACCAAGAUCCCCUCGUUCGGCCACAAGAACCCUCCAAAGCAUAUGCCCGAGGCAAUGAUUUUCAGCACACACCCGGAAAAGGAGGCGGGGAAGCUCAUCUUCCAGAUCGGAACGGCAGACCCGGACUUGGCAGUGCAGGCGGCUAGGCUCGUGGCGGGUGAUGUCGCCGGCAUCGACGUAAACGCAGGUUGCCCGAAGCCGUUCAGCCUCAGCGGCGGAAUGGGCGCGGCUCUUUUGAAGACGCCGGACAAGCUUGUCGCAAUCUUGGAGGCUCUGGUUGCGAACAUUAUGCCAGAAUUCGAGAUUGGCAUCAGCGUCAAGAUUCGCCUCCUGGACACACCAGAACAGACAGAAGCCCUUGUGCGCAAGCUCUGCGCUACAGGUAUUACUGGCCUCACGAUCCACUGCCGCACAACACCUAUGCGCCCCAGAGAGCGUGCCAUCCGUGAGCAGCUUCGCAUGGUCGCGGAAGUAUGCCACGAGGCGGGCGUUGCUUGCAUCAUGAACGGCGACGUUGAGAGCCGAGACCAAGCGGUCGACCUGAUCAGGGAGUUUGGAGUCGACGGCGCGAUGAUUGCUACUGCAGCUGAGGCGAACUCGAGCUGCUUCAGGACGGAAGCAGAUGGAGGCCUGGCGUCCUGGGAGGAGGUGGCGGCUACGUACGUCAAGUACGCGCUCGAGGUCGACAACAAGUACGGCAACACGAAAUACCUGCUUUGUCAGAUUGUCCCGGGCAAGAGCGUGACAUAUCAAAAGAUGAACCAGUGCAAGAGCUACACUCAAAUCUGCCGCGCACUCGGGCUUGAGGAUCUCAUCGAGCUUGCUCAGCAGACUGAUCUUAAUAAAGGCGUCGACCCUGAAAAGGGGCCUGGCAAGGGCGGGAAGAAGCCCAACUCAACCGCAAUGGCGGCCGGCGGCAAAAUGGGCGAGAGCAGGGCUGUGCAGGCCCCUCGAAACAAGUCUCAAAGGGGUGUCGGCGCGCCCAAGGAAACACAGCCAACGCAGCCGGCUCCUGCUGCCUUGCAGACUUGAGAUAAAUCACAAAGCAAUUCUCAACCGGGUUCAUUUACAUAGAUAGGAGUUUGGGGCCAUCGGUAAAAAAGCAUAGCGGCAUCCUGAGUCCUUCAUUGACAGGCCGGGUUAAUGGAAUUGAGGGAUAUAGAACCCAAAUACGACUUUUAUACA